CUAUUAUAAAUAGCCCGGAAGUCGGUCUAAGCAAGAUACUAUUUCUGAUCCUAAACAGUGGUGUUAACUAGGGACGGAGAUCCAUGGCAAGCUCUGCUUAUGCUAACUUACAUGCAAUUAAUGGGUCUUUUCAAACCCAUUUCAUAUCUCACAGCUUUAAUCACCUGAAAACCUCUCUUUCCUUGACUGUUAAGCCUCUACUCAAAGAGCUGGAGAAAUUUUCAUUGAUAAAGGUGGAUGUGUCUAAAAACAUGAAAAACGCUUCUGGGAAGUUGUUAGAUGCACUCAUGAACUCCAUGUUCCAAUUCGUGGACCAACCAUUGCUUCCAUCUCAGGAAAACUUUGCUCCAGUUGAAGAGAUUGGAGACCUUGUUGAGGUCAUCUGCACUGAAGGAGAAAUUCCCGCUGACUUUUCUGAGGGUGUGUUCAUAAGAAACGGAAACAAUCCUUUAUUUGGAGGUCUGAAAUCCGCAGUUUCAAUUUUUGGGCAAUCAAACCAGACUUGGGUAGACGGAGAAGGAAUGCUUCAUGCAGUAUACUUUAAAAAAGAUCCAAAUGGAAGUUGGAUUGUCUCGUACAAGAACAGAUAUGUUGAGACAGAAACAUUUAAGCUAGAGAAACAAAUGAAUAACAAGCCAUGUUUCUUACCAGUCCUAGAAGGAGAUGCUUCAGCAGUUUUAGCAGCGCAGCUUCUAAAUGUGUUGAGAUUUGGCACAGUCAAUAAAUACUUUAGCAACACCAAUGUUUUUGAGCACUCAGGAAGGGUUUACUCGAUUACAGAGGAUCACCUGCCUCAAGAGGUGGACAUCUCAACCUUAGAAACUCUUUCUGAUUGGGAUGUCAAUGGUGCUUGGGAUCGACCUUUCACUAGCCAUCCAAAGAAAGCUCCAGGUUCCGGAGAGUUAGUCAUGAUGGGGACAGCUGCAAAGAAACCUUACUAUGUUCUGGGGGUUAUUUCUGCUGAUGGAAAGAAAUUGCACAAGGCUGAUCUCAAAUUCAAAAGAAGCGUCCUCAGCCAUGAUAUAGGAGUCACGCAGAAGUACAAUGUAAUCAUUGAUCACCCCCUUACCAUGGAUAUAAAGAGACUUGUCAUGGGUGGCCCAUUAAUGAAGUAUGAAACGGAAGGGUAUGCGAGGAUUGGAGUGAUGCCACGUUAUGGUAAUGCAGAGUCAGUCAAAUGGUUUGUGGUACAAACCAAUUGCACAUUUCACUUUCUCAAUUGCUUUGAGGAGGACAAUGAGGUUGUUGUGGUGAGGGGAUGUAGGGCUCUCACAUCUCUCAUACCAGGUCCUGAUGAACGAGUUGGUAAUUUUGGUAACAAGUUUGAGUGGUUCUCCAAGGGGUUCAAUUUUGCACAUCAUGAUGAUUCUGCGGCAGAUGAUGAUGCUGGAACCGGAUAUUUCUUUGCUCGUGUAUAUGAAUGGAGACUGAACAUGGUGUCUGGGGAAGUUGAGGAGGAGAAAAAUUUAACUGGAACUGAAUUUGCCAUGGAAUUUCCUUUUAUCAACGAACGAUACACUGGUUUAAAACACAAGUAUGGUUAUACUCAAGUCAUUGAUUCUGUGGCAAGCUCUAACUCUGGCUUGGGUAAAUUUGGAGCUCUAGCAAAAUUAUAUUUGGAUGAUCAAUCACAUUCCACACCAUCUGGGGAUCAGGAGGAAAGAUGUAGCGAUCAGCAGUGGAUAAAGGUGGAAUACCAUAAGUUUGAGGAGAACAACUUUUGCAGUGGAAGCGUUUUUGUGCCUAGACAUGGAGGCAUAGAGGAAGAUGAUGGUUGGAUUGUCACUUUCGUCCACAAUGAAAACACUCAUGUAACCCAAGUUCAUGUAAUUGAUGCAAUGAAGUUUCAGAGUGAACCGAUUGUGAAAAUCACAUUGCCACAGAGGGUGCCAUAUGGUUUCCAUGGGACUUUUGUGUCAAUGCUUAAUUAGUCAAUAUUAGUAUUAGGCAUGGCAUAGCUUCACAGAGUCCCAUGCAUAUUCAUACUCUCUAGUCUAAGGAAACUUCGCCAAUACAAAGGACUGAAACAGAAAAAGAAAAUUACACUUAGUCGGGGACAUAAACUUUGUACUUAGUCCUGUGCACAUGUGACAGGUGACAGGUUUCAUUAGAUUAGAGACUCUGGCAGUCAAGUUUGUUAAAGUUCUCAUAUUGUGAGUGAAAGAUAAGAGUGGUUAGUCUUGUUAUUAAGGAGUACUGUGGUUAACAAGCAUACGUUCCUUUGUACGUAAUUGUAUCUGUAAGCAUCUUCCUAUGCACAUGGAAAUCAUCAGUUUAUCUCUAUGUUUCAAUC
Molecule: messenger RNA, 2293 nt
Organism: Malus domestica (apple)
Lineage: Eukaryota; Viridiplantae; Streptophyta; Magnoliopsida; Rosales; Rosaceae
Product: carotenoid 9,10(9',10')-cleavage dioxygenase 1-like
Biological process (GO): carotene catabolic process
Cellular component (GO): chloroplast stroma
Molecular function (GO): carotenoid dioxygenase activity
Source: RefSeq, a predicted model, not a curated record